AUGCUUCCCUUGUUUAUAUUCAUUCUUACUCUGGCCCAUUGUUCAGAGGCCUUUGCCCCAUUGCAUGCAACUACAUCCAGUGCAAACUCCAUAUUGAAAACACGAACAGUUCUGACAGCAUACAAGAAAUCCAAAACAACCUCUAGUGCAAACAAGAAGGUAUCCAACAGGAACAAGGGAUCAUCGGAGGAUGAUGACGAAAAAGGAGGAGUCUUCUCCAAGCCAGCCAAUCUCAUAUUUUUGCCAUUUGUGGCCAUUUUUGGACUGGAUUUGGUGUUGAAUAUUCUGGUGGUUGUCAAACGAUCUAUUGAAGUUGCCUUGACGGGCCAAUAUACGUGUACGGGUCCUUGGUGCUAG
Messenger RNA from Cylindrotheca closterium, 357 nucleotides. The record is from the annotation of a GenBank genome assembly. Lineage: Eukaryota; Bacillariophyta; Bacillariophyceae; Bacillariales; Bacillariaceae.